Messenger RNA from Prorocentrum cordatum, 444 nucleotides. The record is from the annotation of a GenBank genome assembly. Lineage: Eukaryota; Dinophyceae; Prorocentrales; Prorocentraceae.
AUGCCCUCCGAAAAGACAAUUGGAGGUGGCGACGAUGCCUUCAACGCGUCCUUCUCCGAGACCGGUGCCGGCAAGCAUGUCCCCCGCUGUGUAUUCGUCGACCUGGGGCCCACUGUGGUCGAUGAGGUACGCACAGGCACUUACCGUCAGUUGUUCCAUCCUGAGCAGCUUAUCUCUGGUAUGGAGGAUGCCGCGAACAAUUUCGCGCGCGGGCACUACACGAUCGGCAAGGAGAUCGUCGACCUCGUGCUCGAUCGGAUCAGCAAGCUGGCCGACAACUGCACCGGCUUCCAGGGUUUAUUAUCUACAAUGCUGUCGGCGGAGGUCGCCACCGCAGUGGUGGAGCCUUACAACACGGUGCUCUGCGUGCAUUCCCUCCUGGAGCACACAGAUGUGACCAUCAUGUACGACAAUGAAGCACUUUACGAGCACGGGCACAUGUCG